AUGGAAGAGUUUAUGGAGGACCAACAUUGCGGAGACUCGCUCUUCCCAAACUCCACCCUCAUUCCAGUAACCAUCAUCUGCCUCCUGCUCUUCGUUGUUGGAGUGACCGGCAACACAAUGACCAUACUCAUCAUACAGCGCUUCAAGGACAUGAAGACCACCACAAACCUCUAUCUCUCCAGCAUGGCCAUCUCAGACCUAGUCAUCUUCCUCAGCCUCCCCUUUGACCUCUACCGCCUCUGGAAGUAUGUACCUUGGGUCUUCGGGGAGCUUGUGUGCCGUCUUUCACACUACAUCAACGAAGGUUGCACCAAUGCUACUGUCCUCCACAUCACGGUGCUGAGCAUGGAGCGUUACCUGGCCAUCUGCUUCCCUUUCAAAGCCAAAGCUGCCAUCACCAAGCGGAGGGUCAAGUAUGUCAUCCUGGCGCUGUGGGGCUUCGCCCUGCUCUCCGCCGCACCAAUUUUAUUCCUGAUGGGUGUGGAAUAUGAGAACGAGACGAUGCCCGAUCCGAACACGCGACAGUGCAAGCACACUCGCUACGCUAUUGACUCUGGGCUGCUCCACACCACUAUCUGGGUGUCAACAGCCUACUUCUUCUGCCCCAUGUUCUGUCUGCUCUUCCUCUAUGGGUCCAUCGGGCGUAAGUUGUGGAAGAGCCGUAAUGAGCUUCACGGGCCCAAUGCGGCAGCCAGGGAGAGGGUUCACCGACAGACCAUCAAGAUUUUAGCUGUGGUUGUGUUGGUAUUUGCCAUCUGUUGGCUGCCCUACCACAUCGGUCGAUUCCUCUUCACACAUGUGGAUGACUACCACUCUGCCCGCCUCAGUCAGGACUUCAAUGUGGCCUCAAUGGUGCUGUUUUACGUCAGUGCCUCGGUUAACCCCGUACUCUACAACCUCAUGUCCAACAAGUAUCGAUCCGCUGUCAAACGCCUCUUCCUGUUGCGCCGCAGACUCCACCACAGGCCUGAUCAGAGGCACCUCUCAUCGCGUGAUGACAUCACUGCAUUUACGGAGACUUUCACCGGGGUGAAAGAAACCAUGAUGACAGAGGAGGGCUUACAGUAA
Messenger RNA from Xyrauchen texanus (razorback sucker), 1068 nucleotides. It is a transcript of the gene mlnr, whose product is annotated as motilin receptor. Gene Ontology annotation, molecular function: G protein-coupled peptide receptor activity. Bases 1 to 1068 code for a protein of 355 amino acids. Gene Ontology annotation, cellular component: plasma membrane. Gene Ontology annotation, biological process: G protein-coupled receptor signaling pathway. The record is from RefSeq and is a predicted model, not a curated record. Lineage: Eukaryota; Metazoa; Chordata; Actinopteri; Cypriniformes; Catostomidae. The transcript is spliced from 2 exons.